Molecule: messenger RNA, 1113 nt
Organism: Alexandromys fortis (reed vole)
Lineage: Eukaryota; Metazoa; Chordata; Mammalia; Rodentia; Cricetidae
Product: glycoprotein-N-acetylgalactosamine 3-beta-galactosyltransferase 1-like
Exons: 1
Cellular component (GO): membrane
Molecular function (GO): N-acetylgalactosaminide beta-1,3-galactosyltransferase activity
Source: RefSeq, a predicted model, not a curated record
AUGUCCUCCAACUUUUGGAUGCGUCAGUUAGCUUUCCUCUGUGGAUCAGUCGUCGGAUAUCUUUUUUGUGCUCAGUUCUUUACCAUUUUGUUAGAAGAACACAGUGGCAUUGACCCUAUGGCUCCUAAUUAUUCCACUAAGACUCAUUUAGAUGGUACCAGAGAGAAUGGUCGGAAAGGAUCGGUGAUGUCGAAAGUGUAUACUGGCUAUGAGGACACAGACAUGGCUGCAAAACUCUACCAGAAGGUGAAGAUUCUUUGCUGGAUAAUGACGGGACCACAAAAUCUGCAGGUAAGAGCCAAGCACAUUAGAGCCACAUGGGCCCAGCGUUGUAACAAAGCACUGUUUAUGAGCUCGGAAGACAACGCAGACUUCCCUGCUGUGGGAUUAAAAACUGAAGAAGGCAGAAAUCAUUUGUCCCAGAAAACAUUAAAGGCCUUUUUGUAUGUUCAUGACCACCACCUAGAAGAUGCAGAUUGGUUCAUGAAAGCAGAUGAUGAUACAUAUGUUAUAGUAGACAACCUGAGAUGGCUUCUGGCAAAUCAGGACCCAGAGCAACCUGUAUACUUUGGGAGAAGAUUUAAGCCCUAUGUAGAUGAGGGCUACAUGAGUGGUGGGGCAGGCUAUGUGCUGAGCAAGGAGGCCUUGAGGAGAGUGGUGCGUAUGAUAAAGAGGAAUGGAUGUGAACCUUUUACUGCCUUUGAAGACAUCAUUCUGGGACAGUGCUUACAAACAGUCAACGUGAAGCCAGGCGAUUCCAGAGACCCCACUGGGAAAGAAACUUUCCAUCCCUUUUUGCCAGAAAAUCACUUAAUUCCAGGUUUUCACUCCAAAUCUUUUUGGUACUACAAAUAUAAUUAUUACCCUCCCAUAUAUGGGCCCAACUGCUGUUCUGAUUUUGCAGUUUCUUUUCACUAUGCAAAUGCUAUAGCCAUAUAUGAGUUGGAAUACCUAGUUUAUCAUCUCCGGCCAUAUGGUUAUGCAUACAGAUAUCAGCCCACCUUACCUGCAAAUCGACCAGAGAAAAGAAACAAAGCAAAGCAAAAUGAAGAUGUAAAAGAUUAACUCGGGAAGUACUUGAGAUGUAUGCAAGAGCUAAGGUGGAGUGACUAA